Molecule: messenger RNA, 876 nt
Organism: Ceutorhynchus assimilis (cabbage seed weevil)
Lineage: Eukaryota; Metazoa; Arthropoda; Insecta; Coleoptera; Curculionidae
Source: the annotation of a GenBank genome assembly
AUGACUGUUCCCUUUAGCGUUUUUGGGUUUACUAGAACCAAAUUUGAUUACGAGCAAUUGAAAGCUAUUAAAGGAGAUGUUGUUGCUGAGCUUUCUCGAAGUCCAGCCUUCUGGGGUCUGAUCAAUCCGGAAUGGUCGUUGUGCAACAAAGGUAGGCGCCAGUCGCCGGUGAAUUUGGAACCCAACAAAUUACUGUUUGAUCCGAAUUUGAGGGAGCUACACAUCGAUAAACAUAGGGUCAGCGGAAACAUUUUGAAUACUGGACACAGCGUCAUAUUUACCGUGCACAAUGACACUCAUAGUCAUAUAAACGUGUCUGGUGGGCCUUUGUCGUAUCGAUAUCAGUUUCAAGAAAUCCACAUCCAUUAUGGACUGCAUGAUCAGUUUGGGAGUGAACAUAGUAUUAAUGGAUAUGCAUUUCCAGCUGAGUUGGGAGACCUGUCAAAUCCGGAACUCCGAAUAUUAACCGAUCAACUAGACAAAAUUCGGUACGGCGGCGACGAAGUCGAAAUCAAGAGACUCUCGGUCAGGGGACUGUUGCCUCAAACCGAGUACUACAUGACGUACGACGGUUCUACCACGAUGCCGGCGUGUUACGAAACGGUCACGUGGCUGAUUUUAAACAAACCCAUCUACAUCACUAAACAACAGAUGCACGGUCUUCGGCGACUGAUGCAAGGCGACGCCAAACAUCCCAAAGCUCCGCUAGGAAACAACUUUAGACCGCCACAACCUUUACACCAUAGACCUGUCAGGACGAAUAUAGAUUUUAAUGUUAAACAAAAAGCUGCUCAGCAAAAUCAAAAGGUGGAAAUAAGCACUGCAGUUUAUAAAACUGAAACUUCAACAUGUCAAUCGAUGUGUAGUUUCGAUUGA